Molecule: messenger RNA, 735 nt
Organism: Ziziphus jujuba (common jujube)
Lineage: Eukaryota; Viridiplantae; Streptophyta; Magnoliopsida; Rosales; Rhamnaceae
Exons: 1
Coding region: 1-735 (244 amino acids)
Source: RefSeq, a predicted model, not a curated record
AUGCAAAGGUAUGAUUAUAAUCGCCUUGGAAUUCUCGCAAAGCAGCUGUUUCGUUUGGCUGAACUGUUUGUUGCUCUGCAAAUCAUCUGGUGCACCUACACUCGGCUCCAUUAUGCCGUCAAAAUCUCGGGCGAGUACUUCCGGGAGCUUUUCACCGUCAUCGCUAGUCCACUCUUCGCUUUUAUCCUCUGUCACGGAAUCAUCAUCUAUCUCAUUGCCAAAUCAUCAGCAAGAUUCUCUGGCCAACAAAACCAGUCUGCUAACAACGUCGUCGAGGCCCAACUCUACGACUACCGGGAAACCAUCCCAUAUGAAAAUAAUAAUAACAACCAACGCACAAGCUUAAUCUAUCAAUCGAGUCCUACUACUUUCAGCUCCAGUAUGACCCCGUCAAUAGAAGAGGAUAUUAUGCACGAAGACAAGCAGAACAUAAUCUCUGAGGUGAGCACCAUUAAUAUUAAAAAUUAUGAAGUUGACACUGAUCAUAUGGACUCCGAUACAGAUUCCGGUUAUCAUCCAAAAGCUUACAAGACAAGGAUGCAUUCUGAGAAGUUCAAUCGAGAGUGUUCUGUGAAGAAACAUGAAGAGCUCUGCCCUUCCGAAACGGAAAAGUUCCCGAAUGAUAUGAAGUUGAGUGACGAGGAGUUCAACCGCUCUGUGGACGCCUUCAUCGCAAAGCAGUUGAGGUUUCGUCGCCACGAGUCCCUUUCUAUCGCGCUUUCAAAUCAGAGCUGA